UAAUUGAACUGAGCAUGCGCAUUGCACAGGCUACGUCGCGAUCGCAUGCAUGAAAACCUAUUUGCAAAGCUCGCGCCGUCGAGCUGCGGUAACGAGUAAGCUCCGAUCCCCUAGCCGCUGCACGCCCGACUCGCUGGCUGCUGGUGUAUGGUGCAUGCUAGUAUAAAGUAAAUAGCUGAGAUUGACUAGCCUGACGUUACACGGCAGACGUGUUUAGCACGAAACUGCCACCACAAUGCUUGACAAUGGCGCGGUUCGAGCUCCCUUUUGACUGGGAAUAGGGUUCACUUUCUUGAUUACAACUUGGAGACAAUUUCAAUGUACCUUCUCUGGACUGUAGCCGUAGUUUCGUCUGCAGCACUAACGUUGAUUCUGCCAUCAAACGAUCGAUCCGAGUUUGUGAAUUUGAAAUGUGGAUGGGAGCUACCGCUAGACGAAAACGCGACUUAUUUUUGAAUUGGUUCGCCCGCGUCAGGGGCGGGGAUCAAGCUUAGCUUCAGCCCUCAGGCUCAGCAGCCUUGGGUUCAGCUGGAGAAAGAAUUGGAACUGAAGUCAGAUUCAGAAUAUCGUCAAGCCAGACCCAAGUAGUAAAGUCUACAUGUAACUGAUGGAUUCUAUGGACUCUCCCCUUUUGGACAAAGGGCCCUCAACUGGUCUCCAAUUCAAGUAUACCCCGACAUCAUUCAGACCUCAACCACCCCCAUUCAUUGCGGCUUCACAGAACAAAGAUGAUAAUUGGAGGAAGGACAGUACAUGCCAUCAUCAAUUGAACUCCGAGAAUGAAGAAUCUGGAAACACAGAUCCCCAUGGCAACAAUAACAACACCGAAGUCGAAGUUGAGAAGAUGAUGUCAUCUACUACUUCUUCCCUUGCAAAGCAAGGAGUAACAGUACUAGUGGGAUGUGGAAUAAGCGAUCUAUCGAGUGAACAGUCUUCGCUGACACCUGUCGCUAUUCAAGGUAACCAAAGACUUGAGAACAGUAACAUUGAGAUGGAUAGCAAACCUGCUGUCUCGUUGGACAACCUUCUGGUAGGUGGCUUAUCAGAUGGAGCGCACCAUAUGACAGCGAUUAGUGGAAAAGGUGGCAUGAUAAAUCUAAGCAAUAUAUCUUCCAGCAAGUCUAGUAGUUCCAUAGGGUACACCAGGACCAUAUUCCAUACCGACCAUGUGGGCGAUGGAAACGAGUACAAGAGUGAACCGGAGCCAAUCAUGGACAGACCUGAAGAAAAUACACGAAGCACAUUACUGGUCUGUAAAUGGGCAUCAUGCUACCAGAGAUUCAAUAGGCUUGAAGAAUUGGUUUAUCAUGUUAAUGAGAGACAUGUGAGACUUGAGAAAGAUACAGAGUAUUGCUGUAGAUGGGAAGGCUGCCAGAGGAAAGGAAAAGGAUUCAAUGCAAGAUACAAGAUGUUAAUCCAUGUACGUACACACACUAAUGAGAAGCCUCAUCAAUGCCCGCUGUGUCUCAAGAGCUUUUCACGACUGGAGAACCUCAAGAUCCAUAACCGCUCUCAUACAGGUGAAAGGCCGUAUGUGUGUCCAGUAGAGGGUUGCAACAAAAGGUACUCUAACUCUAGUGACCGCUUUAAGCAUACACGGACACACUUAGAGGAAAAGCCAUACAGCUGCAAAGUGCAUGGCUGCCACAAACGAUACACGGACCCUAGCUCUUUACGCAAACAUAUAAAAUCUCACGGUCACUACGCAAGUCGUUAUUCUUCCAAAUCAACAGACUCCUUAUCCAAUAGUACUAAUUCGGUGACUGCAAUAACAGGACCUGUCGGUUUGAGUAUAACAUCAACAUCGCCCUCUUUGUCCAUAUCCCCACCGGCACCUACUCCCAAACCCAUCGUGCCACCGGUACCGGCCAUAACGGCAAUGACUACUGGGACAAGCGUAUCCGAUGGAGUGAUCGUCUACCCUAUCAUCGUACACCCUCCGAAUUUACCACCUCACUAUAGCUACGUGACGGUACCCACGGGGGCGCUGACCAGUAUAUCAACUGCCUUACCCACAAGCCCCCUCUUCUCCAGCCCUGUCGUCCCAUCCAGUAGCAUCAUGGGUAAUCAUCUGCUAGAGCCUUCUACCAUAGGGACUGUUCCGCAAAGUGCCAAAUUUGAUGCGACCUAUGCCGGUCUGAACCUUGGUCUUGGUGCCUUACCGAUGGACACCACCAAGAGGGAUGACAGACUUCGACUUUCCAUCAAACCAUCGGGAAUGGAAGUCCUGAUGCCUAAAACACAAUCUGUGCCUUCUACUUCUGUUAUUUCAACUAGCAUGUCAUGAUAAUAGUACUUCUAUCAGUAAUUAGUUUGUUUUUUAUAGAGUUUAUGAAGUAAUCUUGUAUUCAUAUUUUCAUAUAUGGGCAAUAUAGUCAUCAGCUUUUCUAUUUCAAUUUUUAGUAUGGUGCCUUUUUUAAUCAACUAUUUAAAUAGAAUUUCGAAGUUAUACAUUUUAGGUCAUGGAUCAUUUUAUACUGUGAGAUAAAUUUGUAAAACUGCAUUUUAUGAUGUACUGUACAUCGUUGAAUAUCAACAAAUCUUAGGACAUCUUGCCUUGGAAAAGUCUUGUUCUUUUUGACUUGGUUGUCAACUAAAACAUUGCACCGGUAAUUUGACAUAAUUUUAGCUUUAGUUGAAGAUGUUUGAUUGAACAGUAAAUUAUUUUAAUCACAACACUGGAACUUAGCAUUCAGUGAGCGCACAAUCUAUAUAAUAUAUCGUUUUAAUGUAUUUUUUAUUUGUAGAUUUCAAGUCCUCUUUAUUAUGCCUAAUUUACUGCAAAUUUGUAUUGACAAGGAUAAUGCGAAGUAUGGUUCCUCAAUUCAUUAUUUUUCUCACAUUGUGAAUGUUAAUAUGAUUAAAGUUAUACAUGUUUUGAAAAUAUAUUGUUCUGUUUAAAUGGCACACAGAAGACAAUCAAAGAAAAAGGGGUGGAAUUGAUUGAAAUCGAUCAAUGGAUAUAUCUUGUAUUGAUUGCAUUAUUUUUUGUCUUUUUGUUUUUCCCUUUACUGAUUAUACAAUGUUUGUAUCUUACGAGUCACUAAUUCCUACUCCAAUUUCACAAAGUUAUCAAACUUCGGGGCUAAACUUCCAUAUCAUAUUUAAAGGCCCACUACAAUACAUAAACCCGAGAUGCAGACUAUUUCUUAGUAUUUUGUAAUGUUUUUGCAAAAAACUCUGCAUGUUUGAUGGAAAUGAAUGUUCAUUUUAGAACAUUUUCAGGGCUUAAAUUAACCCAAGACCAUGGCCUCCAAUGCCCUUAAAAGUGGUGGCCUUAAUGCUCUUCCAAAUAUAUUUAGCCUUUAAGGCCAAAAUAAAGCACCCUUUUUGCCUUUGGCCUUAAUGCCCUGUGGUAAUCCAGUGUCAUUGGAAAGUAAAUUUGGUUACACUUCGUAAUUCCGAAGGUUCUUUAUUCCGAAGGCUCGUAAUUCCGAAACACGUAAAUUGCCUAUACCUCGAUGUUCGUUUAUCCGAAAAAGUAAAAGGGUUCGUUAAUCCGAACAUUUGUAGCGUUAUUCCGAAGGUUCGAUAAAACGAAAUAAGGCUCGUUAAUCCGAAAACGAAAUAAGGUUCGUUGUUCCGAAGGUUCGUUAGUCCGAAAACGAAAUAAGGUUAGUUAAUCAUUUAGUUUUCGGACUAACAAACCUUCGGAAUUACGAACCUCAUUUCUUUUUCGGAUUAACGAACCUUCGGAAUAGCAAACCUCAUUUCGUUUUCAGACUAACGAACCUUCGGAAUUACGAACCUUCAGAAUAACGAACCUUCGGAAUAUCGGAACCUUCAGAAUAACGAAGCUUCGGAAUUACAAAUGUAUGAAAAUUUAACUAUUGAUGCCUUUUUAAUGGCCUUGGAUGCACCCUGAAGAGAGCACUGCCUUCCUUUCCUUAAAGCGCCCUUUUAACACAUUACCCUGCCCCUGUGAAUUCUUAAUUUGAGCCCUUUAUUAUCACCCCCCAAAAAAAGUUUUUGGCCCUCAAAAUACUGCAACACUGUUCAAAAGAUUGCAGUAUUUUUGUUGCAGGAAAGGUUCUUCCACAAAAGAUGCAUUUUUUACCUCUCAACAUACCCUAUGGUAUCUGUGAUGUACAAGAUGGUGCUACAUUGUUAUUUUCUGAUCAUUCAACAACAUGAUAACACAUACAUGUAUUAAACACCUUGAUAUUUGACAAGCUUAAUGUUUAAGUGGUUUUAUGGAGCACCGUAGAAGGAUAGGGCAUUGUUGUGCGCUGCUAGAAGCAGUAUUAGCCUUUACUUUUUUGUUUGUUGAAUAUCUUUUUUCACCGUUUUAUUUUGACAAAGCAUGAUAACGUGCAGACUGUAUUGGAAAGAUUGUUUUGUUUUGUUUUUUGCAUUAUUUUCUUGUAAUGACAUCACAAUUUCUGUUACUGGAGCGAUUUUACAACUCCUUAUGAUUUUUUGUAAACAUUAUCACAAAAUGUGAUGCAUGUACAAAUUUUCACCUCAUGAGAGUGAUACCAGUGAUGAAUUAACAUUGUAGAAAAUGUUGUUUAUUCAACGAAGUCUUUAAUAGAUGAAAUGGAAGCGAACUUUAGAUGCAUUUAGUGCAGGGGUUAUGUGGGAUGGCCACCCUAUAGCAGUCUCUCAGCAACAUUUGAAUUCAUAAAUGCGGUAAUGGUCUGUAAUUCUUCAGCAAUUCCUGUCUGAACGAACAGUUACAAUUAUCAGGCCUGCAAUUAUGGUUGCAACAUCAUCUCAAAAGAUUUUAAAUUCUAACCUUAGUUAGUAUUAAUGUAUGAAAUAAACUUCCAGAGGACUGUUUCAUAAAGCUGUUCGUAAGUUAAGAGCGACUUUAAAGGGGAAUCCAGCCUUGGCCAUUGAAUGAUGUGUUGGGAAGGAGAAAAAUAAAUUAAACAGAAUGGUGAAAGUUUGAAAGAAAUCGGACAAGCAAUAAGAAAGUUAUAGCUGCUUUAAAAUUGAGAUCACUAAUACUAUGUAGAUUUCAAAUUGGCAACUGGGUAAGUAAAUUAUGACAAGGGGCAAGGACAACUUUCCCAUAGGCCAUGUACUUUAUUAUCAGGGAUUUGUGGUUUUCUCCCAAGUACCCGUUCCCCUGGGGCAGUAAUCUAAAUAUAACCCAGGUAGUAUAUUGUUUUAUGUCCUCAUGAAAGAAAAAUAUAAUUUGAAAUAAAACUUUUAGGAAAAAUUACAUUUUAGCCAUAAUAUGUAUUGGAGUACAUGGAAGUGUAGUCCUUGCCUUACAUCACUAUGACAUCCCAUAUGCGGCCAAUUUGAAGUCUCCAUGGGUAUAGUGAUUACCAAUAUUUACAACUUUUAAAAAUUCAUAACUUUCUUGUUGUUUGUCCAAUAUUGUUCAAACUUUCACCUAUCAACUUGUAUGAUGUUUCUUUUUCUUAUAAAAACAAGUUUUUAUUUGGGUUGGAUUCCCCUUUAAGAAUGACUGGUGAUCCUUUCUUGUGGUGAAUGAUAUUCACCAUUAAACGUUCAUUGGUGAUCAUUUAGCGCGUAAAAAAGGAUCACCAGUCAUUCUUAAAGUCGCUCUUAACCUACGAACAGCUUUAUGAAACACCCACCCGAUUUGUCAUCGAAUGCUAGUGUUUCAAGAUUAUCAGGCAGUUUGAGUUAUGUCAGGGUUAUGAUAUGUUGAUGACAAAAAAAAACCUUUUGUUAUAACUUCAUGUGUUUUGUGAUUAUUAGUUUUUAAUACUGUAGAUUUAAUUAGCAAUUGUAUCUUUUCCUUUAUAUGCAAUGGAAAUAUAAGCUUAUGGUCACCCAUUUUAUGGACUACCUACUUUAUUCUUCUCAGUAAAAUCACAAUUCACAAAAUAUGGACUACAUGUACUUAAUGUAUUUAUGAUCUUAGAUUAAUACCUGUCACAUUUCCCCUACGGCGGCCGUAGGGCGAGUAAAAAAACGGCUGUUUUAUUCAUUUUUGUCUCACCUGCAUAGCAGAGUGAGACUAUAGGCGCCGCUUUUCCGACGGCGACGGCGGCGGCGGCGUCAACACCAAAUCUUAACCUGAGGUUAAGUUUUUGAAAUGACAGCAUAACUUAGAAAGUAUAUGGACCUAGUUCAUGAAACUUGGCCAUAAGGUUAAUCAAGUAUUACUGAACAUCCUGCCUGAGUUUCAUGUCACAUGACCAAGGUCAAAGGUCAUUUAGGGUCAAUGAACUUAGACCAUGUUGGGGAAUCAACAUCAAAAUCUUAACCUAAGGUUAAGUUUUUGAAAUGUCAUCAUAACUUAGAAAAUAUAUGGACCUAGUUCAUGAAACUUAUACAUAAGGUUAAUCAAGUAUCACUGAACAUCCUGCUUGAGUUUCACAUCACAUGACCAAGGUCAAAGGUAAUUUAGGGUCAAUGAACUUUGGCCGAAUUGGGGGUAUCUGUUGAAUUACCAUCAUAACUUUGAAAGUUUAUGGAUCUGAUUCAUGAAACUUGGACAUAAAAGUAAUCAAGUAUUACUGAACAUCCUGUGCAAGUUUCAGGUCACAUGAUCAAGGUCAAAGGUCAUUUAGGGUCAAUGAACUUUGGCCAAAUUGGGGUAUUUGUUGAAUUACAGCCAUAAAUUUGAAAGGGUGUUGGUCUAGUUCAUAAAACUUGGCCAUAAUAGUAAUCAAGUAUCACUGAACAUCCUGUGCGAGUUUCAGGUCACAUGAUCAAGGUCAAAGGUCAUGUUAAGGUCAAAGAACUUUGGCCACGUUGGGGGUAUUUGUUGAAUUGCCAUCAUAUCUCUAUAAGUGUAUUGGUCUAGUUCAUAAAACGUGGAAAUAAGAGUAACCAAGUAUCACUGAACAUCUUGUGCGAGUUAUAGUUGUUUUCAAAAUCAGCACUGCUGCUAUAUUGAAUCGCGUGAUGCAGGUGAGACGGCCAGAGGCAUUCCACUUGUUAUUCAAACCACCUAUAUGUAGUUGGUACAAAAAUGUUAAAACUGCCGUUUUUGACUCGCCGUAGGGGAAAUGUGAUUGAGGUAUUACCUUAGGUAUUUAAAAAUGUGUUGAUUGAUAUAGAAUGUUUGGGUGACUAAAUGUUCAUUUAUUCAUUUGAAUGGUAUUGUUGAAAAAUUGUCUGUUUCUAAAUUUCACUACUUGAUUGUGAUUUGUCCUGAAAAAUCAACACUUAUUGGUUACAAUUUUUCUCAUGAAGCCUGUCUUGAAUUGUAUGCAUUGUUCCUGAAAAUGCCUUUAAAAUGUUUGUCAACAACUUUUCUACAUUGUGUUAUAUAUUUUAUAUUCAUAGCUUACUUUUUUAUCAGGUAUUAAAUUUUGUUUAGCAGGUAUUUUUCUUUUACUGCAUUCAGAUAUAUUUGUACUUUAUAUGUAUCUUAUAUUGAACAGUAUGCCUUCUGAUCUAUGAAUGUUUUUUGUUUCCUUUUUGUACAAUUAUAGUACUAUUAUAUAGAAUUACAAUUAGUGUAGAUAUUUUUAAAGAAUCAAAAGAUAUCUAAUUUGUACCAAUGUGAAUGCAUGUACAUGUAUGUUCAAUUACACUUUGUAAAUUAUAUCUUAAAACUCAGAAUUAUUAAUUUAGCCUUAUGAUUGUAUUCUGUGGCAUUGAAAGUUCAUUUAGUAAAAGAUGACUUAAAUCUUUUAUGUUCAUGGUGGUCCUUAUUUUUCAGAUGCUGUAUGUGUGAUGAAAGUUAUUGUAGAAAUUCUAGAACUACACCCUGUUAGUCGUUCUAUCCUUUUUUUCUUUCUUUUUACUUCACAGGCUUGCAAAAUCACACAUGUACAAAGGCUGAGAAAUAUACAACUUUCUUUAUUCUGAAUUCUGUCAUUUUAUUACUAAAAAUGACUUUAUUUUCUGUGAUGACAUUUAAGUAAAAAUUGAUAUUUUUUACACCAAUUAUUUUGAAAAAAUGCUUCCCACCAGCCCUAAAUGUUAAUACAUGUAGGUAAACAUUAUACACUGUACCCAAAAUUGAUUUGAGUAAGAACUCUAUUUUUUCAAAACACCCUAAAGUAGAUGAUAUCAUCUUGUAUUUAAUUGAGAAUUUUAUGAGGAAAAUGAGAUUUUGAAAUAAAUGUUUUAUUGAAAGUUCUAUACAGUCAUUUUUUACACAGUAAUCAAAAGUGAAAUACGCAAUAUGAUUUUUACUAAAAUAUGAACGAGCAUGCAGCUUUAGAUUUGUAAUAUUAAACUAUGAUAGUUAUUUCUUCAAAUUUUCAUAUUAUAUGACAUUAUGAUCAUCAGGAAAAUGAAGUGCCUAAAUAUUUUCCAUGCUAUUUGUAUGCAGAUUUCUUGAUAGUUUUUUUAAUGUUUUAAGUGUAUAAUUUAAUGUAUUGGGGUAACAUGUUGAUUUUGAAUGAUUAGUGUUAUAAUCUGUGAAUACUGACGUAACUAAUACACAUUCAAUUGAACAUAAAGACAUCAGAUUUGUUUUGAAUGUAUGCCUCGAGAAUACUUGUGUAUUGAAAAAUCUUUUAGAGUGGUAUGGAGUUGCACCUUUAUGGAAGAAAGGUUUGCCAGGUAUUCUUUGUCUGUGUUAACACAAGAAAUAACAAGGUCUGCAUGAAAAAAAUGAGUAGGUGUGGAUAAUGAAAUGCUAAAUCUUUGGCAAUUUUUAUUUUUUGGGGGUAUAAGGGGACAUCAGUUUUGUCUCGCCUGCAUAGCAGGGGGUAUAAGGGGACAUUAGUUUUGUGUCGCCUGUAUAGCAGAGCAAACUAUAGGCACCACCUAUCACAACCAAAGUUAAUUUUUUGAAAUUUCAUCAUAACUUAGAAUUCUAUGGACCUAUUUUGUGAAAAUUGAACAUGAGGGUAUUAUCACUGAUCGUGUUGCAUGAGAUUCAGGUCACAUAACCAAGGUCAAAGGUCAUGUAGGGUCAAUGAACUUUCACCAUGUUAUGGUAUCAACAAUGAUCUUCAUCAAAGUUGAAUUUUUGAAAUGUCAUGUUAUACCGAGGUUAUACCGAGGUUUUUACCUGACUGCUAAGAAAGCACGAAUGCCUGUGAGCAAGCAACCAGGGGACCGACGGCUUAAGGUCCUCUCCAAGGGACCUGGUAAUGAGGAUAAAUGCCUUACCAAAGGGCACUAGCGCACCACUUGGGAAUCGAACCCGGGUCACCGGAAUUCGAAACCCCCGCUCUACCGACUGAGCUAUCGCGCCUCCCUAAUCAUAACUUUGAAAGUGGAUCCUUUUCAUGAAAAUUGAUAAGUUGAGUAAUCAAGUAUCACUGAGCAUUUUGCAAGAGUUUCAGGUCACAUGAUCAAGUUCCAAGGUCAUUUGAGGUCAACAAACUUAGUAUUUCAUAAUUAAAUUAUAAUUUUUUAAAAUCUUAGUUGCUUUCAAAGUCAGCAAUGCUGCUACAUGUAUAUCGAAUUGCAUAAUGCAGGCGAGAUUGCCAGAGGCAUUUUUCUUGUUUAAUAAUACAGUACUAUAGUUAAUGUCAAAACAAUGUACUCUGAUGAUAUAGUACUCUUUGAAUUAAAUAUAAUGAUUAUGAAGUGGUCAGUAUUUAAACAUAUAUACCCAUUUUUGAAACUUAGAGCAAAUCAAGAGUUACUCUGUCAAUGAGUUAAUUUGUCUUCUUAAAUUAUGAUUUGUAAACAUGAUGGGGGUAAUCCUGUUUUUUUUUCUUCAAUAAAAUCAUUUAUUUUAUAUUGAGACAAUCAUGAUACCACUAACAUACUGAUCUUUUGUUUAUUUUCCACUCUUAGUUACUUUCACACAUAACAGCAUUUUAAUGAUACAAGUUACAUUAGGAGACCGAUGUAUACACUUUACUUUUAUAUUUCAUCUAGAAAUGUUAUGUCACGCUGACAUAUUGACUUCAGAAUGUGAUAAUUACCUUUGUUUACGUUCUAGCAAACUAUAUUGAUUGUCAUGUUUCACAUGAGUAUUGUGAAUUGAGAUAUUUUAGUUCCUGCAUUAUGUAUUUAAUCCAGUAUUUAUGUUCUAUUCAAAUACUGGGUUAUCUUAUACCCUACUCUUCCACAAGAGGAAUGCAACUAUUCAUCUUUUGUACUGCUGACUUAUUAAAUCUGUUUUGGCACUUAA
This is a messenger RNA of Lytechinus pictus (painted urchin), 9979 nucleotides long. RefSeq names its product zinc finger protein 410-like. Bases 608 to 2287 code for a protein of 559 amino acids. The transcript is spliced from 7 exons. Gene Ontology annotation, molecular function: DNA-binding transcription factor activity, RNA polymerase II-specific; RNA polymerase II cis-regulatory region sequence-specific DNA binding. Gene Ontology annotation, biological process: regulation of transcription by RNA polymerase II. The record is from RefSeq and is a predicted model, not a curated record. NCBI's taxonomy places the organism in Eukaryota, Metazoa, Echinodermata, Echinoidea, Temnopleuroida, Toxopneustidae. Gene Ontology annotation, cellular component: nucleus.